UUAUAAUUUAGAAAUUCAUAAAUCGAUCAAUCAAACGAAGUGAGUUGCCAGGCACUGAGUACUGCCACAUACACGCGGCGCGUUAUAUCAGUGUCCUGUCGAUGUCUUUAAUGGAUGGAGAAAAAAAAAACAGUAGUGCAAAGAGAAAAAAAAAUGGACAUGUGUGAAGAUUGCAGUCUGGUGCAUCUCUGGUGAUCAGUGAAUAGAAAAUGAAGAGGGCGGUAGUACUAUCAUCUCUCCUAGCAAUAAGUGUCAUAUUCAUGUUUUUGCAGAUAUACUUUUUAAGUUUUCACAAUCGGUCCAAUGGUCGUGAUCACACAGAGUUGACGGCAGAAAUAAGACACCAUGAAAAGUCUAUGGCUUCACCUAACAACGUUAUAAAAUUAUUUGUAAAUAUCACCGCUGCCCAUAAUGUUCCAGUGUUUUUAAUUGACCCCAGUAUCUUACAAACCAUUGUGAACUACCAGAAGUCUGGUACGAAGACAGUUGGCAAGUGUAAAUACCUCUGUCAUAGCAGACUGGUCACCACUUUCGCUAUACUACACAACCAUUGGAAUCCCCAGACUCAAUUUUUAGUCACACUCAAAAAGAACGGCUUUACAUGGACACAUACAACAGGGCAAGAUCCACGCUUGCUAUCAGUACCGAGUAUGAAUGCAAUAGACGUGUCUCUGCAUUAUUUAUUCAUUAAUAGUCAUCAUGUUAUACAUUUAGUCAUAUUCUUUGAGAGAAAUGACAAUUACUGGUGGCAUGGACCAAUUACACUGCAGGAUACGUUUGAUUCACAUAUUGAAACAAUAGGACUUAAUCUAUCAGCGGUUUUGAUUGGUCAACAUGCUGGUGCUUAUGACAAAAUGGAAAUUAUGCAAUUCAAAGCUGACGGAUUGAAGAUAAAUGUUCCAAGAUAUCCAACCUUAUUUCUGGAACAAGUUCCGCAUUCACAAUUUAUAGAAUGUAACUACGCAAGGGCCAAAGAAUUCUUGGAUAAAAACGGGGACGAUAACAGCGCUGAUGCUGUACAUUUUAGAGUCAAAGCCAAGAAUUUACUUUCCAAGGCAAAAGAGUUGCUGGACCAGAUUGGAAUUCAGUUUUGGUUGAGUAGUGGAACUUGCCUUGGUUGGUUUCGAGAAUGCAACACCAUCAGUCACAGCAAAGAUGUUGAUAUCGGUAUAUGGAUAAAAGAUUACGAUGUACGAUUAAUACCAGCAUUACAGAUGAGUGGAUUACAUUUAAAACAUAUUUUUGGCAAGAGAGAAGACAGUUUUGAGUUAUCUUUCUUGGCAGAUGAUAUCAAACUUGAUAUUUUUUUCUUCUAUGAAGAAGGUAACACUAUGUGGAAUGGUGGAACACAAGUGAAAUCAGCAAAAAAAUUCAAGUACGUAUUUCCUCGAUUCACACUCUGUUGGACGGAGUUUCUGGGGAUGAAAGUACGAGUGCCGUGCCAAAGUCAAGCAUAUAUAGAGGCAAACUACGGGAAAGACUGGAAUACGAGGGUCAUGGAAUGGGACUGGAAAAAAAACCCACCAAAUGUGCAGGAAAAUGGGUAUUGGGAUUCUAAUGAAUGGUCUCAAGUUAUGCAGAUAUUUGGCUGAAAUUAUUUGUAUUCAGGAUUGGUUUGUUUUGAGGGAGGGUGUUAUAAUGAGAUAUUGACACACAACAAAUACAAUAUACAAAGUUAACAAGAU
This is a messenger RNA of Saccoglossus kowalevskii, 1685 nucleotides long. Its product is annotated as ribitol-5-phosphate transferase FKTN-like. The record is from RefSeq and is a predicted model, not a curated record. Gene Ontology annotation, cellular component: Golgi membrane. NCBI's taxonomy places the organism in Eukaryota, Metazoa, Hemichordata, Enteropneusta, Harrimaniidae.